This is a messenger RNA of Larimichthys crocea (large yellow croaker), 2609 nucleotides long. It is a transcript of the gene caly, whose product is annotated as calcyon neuron-specific vesicular protein. The record is from RefSeq and is a predicted model, not a curated record. Gene Ontology annotation, molecular function: clathrin light chain binding. The transcript is spliced from 5 exons. Gene Ontology annotation, cellular component: endosome; membrane. Bases 230 to 835 code for a protein of 201 amino acids. Gene Ontology annotation, biological process: endosomal transport; clathrin coat assembly. NCBI's taxonomy places the organism in Eukaryota, Metazoa, Chordata, Actinopteri, Sciaenidae.
CGCGUUAAGAUGCGCAUUCACGCUGAGCAGCCAGUUUUCUCCUCCGGAGGACGGAGCCGCUUCAGGCUGAAUUACAUGCGCAGUCCUGCCGUGAAUCACACAUCACCACGGCAACCGGCGUUCACACCGAGUCCCCGUCAGCAUCAGUGGGGUCCGAUCCCAUCCACAGGCGACAGGAGAGCCCAGAAAACCACAAUCUGUCCAGACAUUCUCAGGCAGACGAGCAGCCAUGGUGAAGCUGGGCAGCAAUUUGUCUGAUAAGCUGGAGAAACAGCCGUCUGCGGACGACGGCUUUGAUAACAUCCCCCUCAUCACACCCCUGGAGGUCAACCAGCUCCAGCAGCCAUUCACAGACAAGGUCAUUGUGAAGACGUCAACACAAUAUCAGCUGCAGCAGCAGAAGAAGAACAAGCUGUAUGUGCCCAGCAUCAAGAAGCUGAAUAUCAACUUCUACAGUGAUGUUUCAGAUAAAGCCAAGAUCACAGGUCUGAUCCUCAUCACUUUGGCCUUCCUGACCAGCCUGCUCCUCCUGCUCAUGUACAAAGCCAUGUGGUAUGACCAACUUACCUGCCCAGAGGGUUUCAUCCUUAAGCAGAAGCACUGCACACCGGCAGCUCUGGAGAUGUACUACACAGAGCAGCAGCAGCAGCAGGAGCCAGGCCACCACGGCCGCACCAACAAUGGGCUCUACGCCGCCCUCAGCCACCUCAACCAGGUCAAGAGGACUGGGCCUGAGCUGCCACCACCAUGGUUACCAGUCAUCACCGCUCUGAAGGAGGCUGAACUGGCCAAACAAGGCCAGCCGCCGAAAGGAGCCCUGGAGGGAGAGAAGUGAAGGGGCUGACGAAAAUUCAAGUGUUAAAGGAGGAAAUAAUGAUGGGGAGGUAGCGUAGGUUAUUCUUUGACUGUGUGUGUGUGUGUGUGUGUGUGUGUGUGUGUGUGUGUGUGUGUGUGUGUGUGUGUGUGUGUGUGUGUGUGUGUUCAGGAUUUUUUUCCAUCCCUCGUAUAGUCCAUUGAAACACUUGUUUAUACUGGUGCUCCAAAACCUCAAAGGUGUCUGUAUAUCUACUGAAAAUUUAAAUCAGCAACGUAAACCACAGUUUACUCCACUUCAGUCCUGUUAUAUUUAACAGUCCUGUUCAUAUUUAAGUACAAGCUAAUGCGCAACUGUUGCAGUGUGUGUGUGUGCGUGUGUGUAUGGAUGAGGAUGUUUGUGUGUGUGUGUGUGUGUGUGUGGUAAGUUGUUGAGGUUAGAGGCAGGAAUCUUGGCGAAUGUGCCUGACUUUUACAGCGUUACUGAAUCAUGACUUUACUCUGCCGUUUGCACGUGUGUGUGUGUGUGUGUGUGUGUGUGUGUGUCUGUGUGUGUCUGUGUGUGUCUGUGUGUGUGUGCAUACAUCUGUUUACUUUGUACUGUCUGCGAAAGUUAGAGGUGAUAGAAGCGAAACGAGAGCUCAGAGUGAGAAGUGAGGAUAACAAGUUUUUAAUGAGAUUACAGCAAGUUUCUCCUCAUCACUCCGUCUCGUUAUCUCGCCGUCUAUUCAUUUUGUUUUAGAGGAGAAUGUAUGAAAUCAUCAGUGAAUGUGCUCACAGUUAAACCAUUAAGACAAGAAACUAUAAUUGUCCAUUUUUCACAUCUUAUAACCUGGAGUUAUUUCAGGAGGUGUUGAAAUCAGGUGUUGCACUUCAAUGAUUUGAGUUACACAACCACAACCAUGCCAGCUGUUUUAAAACACACUCACACUGUUGAACAUAUCAAAAAUAAAAAAUAGACUACAUGAAAAUGUGUUUUUGUCAUUGUCAUUGUGGGUUAAAUUAAUAGCACAUAUAACACAAUGAAGUGUGCAUCAAGUGAAAGGACCUGAAAGCUCUCUGAAAGCACCGUAUGACAUUUGAAUUAUAAUGUGAGCUACUUACUGUAAUUAUGGAUAACACCUUUAAUGUAUUACUACACAUACAAAUCCAGAUUUCAAUAAUGAUGUGUUCUUGUAUUUAAGCUAAUUGUAAAAAUGCUCCAUUUGUUAUUAAAUGUUGUUUUAUGUUGCUGUGAGUAUUCUGCAAUGUGCCUGUAAAUGAACAUGUAUUGUAUAACCACAGGGUUAACUCAUCAUGCUCCUUAUAUGAAUGUAUGAAGUAGCUGCUCGAAACAUGCAGUAGAUGUAUUUAAUGCUUACAGUGUACUACCUAAAAGCUUCUCUUCUCUUCACUUCUUUCUAUUUAUUUAAUUAAUAGUAUUAAUGUCUAUAUUAUUUGGUGUCUUUUCAAUGAUAAAAGUGUCUUUGCCAGUGUUGCUUUAACAUGAGGAGUUCCUUUCCAUUCCAUCCAAAGACAUCAGCACAUUACCCGCAAUUGUCUGACAAAUCUUUUGAUUUGACCUAAUUAUCUGCCAUCACUUGCUCUGAGCUACCUUUUCUUUUUGUAUUUCUUUCGUACUUUCACAGUUACUCGUCUUAUGUUGGAACGAAACUCUUCAUCUGAGUAGGAUAAACGUGAGAUCACAGCACAGCUUGCUCCUUUGGGUUCAAGCGCCAAACGUUUAUAUCAGACCCAUCUGCUCUGAUGUCACUGACUGAACAAAAAUAAAUGAACCGAGGUGUUGAGCUCUCUCA